Neolamprologus brichardi is the source of this 1859-nucleotide messenger RNA. It is a transcript of the gene sap30l, whose product is annotated as sap30-like. The record is from RefSeq and is a predicted model, not a curated record. Gene Ontology annotation, molecular function: protein binding; transcription coregulator activity. Gene Ontology annotation, biological process: regulation of DNA-templated transcription. Gene Ontology annotation, cellular component: histone deacetylase complex. NCBI's taxonomy places the organism in Eukaryota, Metazoa, Chordata, Actinopteri, Cichliformes, Cichlidae.
UAGACGGAGCAUGUUCCAUUGUAGGAUCUCUUCUGAAAGAGUGCCGUAAUCGUUAGAGGUGCACGUCGUUAAAUGUGUAAUUUAGUCAAAGUUGGUUAGAAAGCUGUAGCCGCCAGUGUUUUUAUAGUUCGGAGUUGCAGAUAGGUUGUUGUCGUACGCGCAGAAGCGACGGCUGGUUACAGGGACGAACUGCGGCGGUCUCACCGAAGGAAUUCCUGCAUCAGCGGCAGCUCAUCCACCUUGCUGCACCGCUAGCACAGGAGCUAGCCAGUGUAAGCGGAGACUGACGGCGCCAGUCUGCCGGAGAUAUAUACGAAUAUGUCUUCAACCUAUGGGAGCGAUCGUGUUUUUAUAUAACUUGCAAGUCGGCAUCAAAACAUCAGGGGCUGUUAAAUUUACGCUGUAGCCACUUAGCCAAGGUAGCUCGCUAGCUAACGUUGCCAGAAUUGUCUUUCAUAAAAGGGCAACGGGUGAACAGGAGACUAAGUGUCCCACCUGACGCUGUUUGUUUUUUGUUGGCGCUCCUUUUCUUAAUCGUUGAGGUUAAAGCAGGCACAUCGUUACAAGUACAGAAUGAAUGGGUUCAGCACAGAGGAAGAUAGCCACGACGGACCGCCUGCUCCGCCGUUUUACGGUCAGAGCUGCUGCCUGAUCGAGGACGGAGAACGCUGCGGCCGGUCUGCUGGAAACGCCUCCUUCAGCAAGAGAAUCCAGAAGAGCAUAUCACAGAAGAAGCUCAAACUGGACAUCGACAAGAGUGUGCGACAUCUCUACAUCUGUGACUUUCACAAGAAUUUCAUUCAGAGUGUUCGCAACAAGAGGAAGAGGAAGACCAGCGAUGAUGGAGGGGAAUCCCCAGAUCAUGAUGUGGAGGUGCCCGAGGUGGACCUUUUCCAGCUGCAAGUGAACACGUUGAGACGCUACAAGCGACACUACAAGCUCCAGACCAGGCCCGGCCUCAACAAGGCCCAGCUGGCAGAGACGGUGAGCCGUCACUUCCGGAAUAUUCCGGUGAACGAGAAGGAGACGCUGACCUACUUUAUUUACAUGGUGAAGAGCAGCAAGAGCCGCUUGGACCAGAAAGGGGACGGUGGCAAACCGCUGGACUAAACUUCCCCCACAACAAUCACAGCGGCAGCUACAACCACCACAACAACAACAACUGUAGCUACAGACAAAACCCGGACUUGAGUAACAGCUCCUCUGCACCCUCCUACUCCCCUCUGAGAACAGGACACGAACUGCUGUUGUCCUUAAAGGACUCAAAAUAGAAAUCCAGGGUGAGAUGAGUUCAUUUUGGCUUUUUGGCCCUCUUCUCAGAAAUGCAAUCUCUCCCUUUUGACUUGGCCCUCUCCAAGGUAUUCCCUGAUUUACGAAAGCCAGGACCAUAAAGACUGCUGAUUACAAGGACUCACUCUGCAGAGUUUUAUGUCGUCAUACUGUAACACAACUGUGUCUAUAUGUACAAAAGAACAGCGUCCGACUCAAGCGACUUAGCUGAAUGCAGUAUCCUGCCUUAAGAGUCAAAAAGAUAACAAAACAACUUUUGGUAAUUUUGGUUUUCUUUGCCAAGUUGACUGUUAAACACGCUCACAGUGAGGAAUGCUUGUGCCAAACGGGACUGCGAGAUGGAGCUGAAUGAUGCGACGAUAAGUGGGAUUUUUCCUUCUUUCUUCAUACGUGACUGUUGGAAAAGAAAUGCCACCCUGGUCUGAAGUCACAUGCAGAACAUUAAGGCUCAGGUUCACUCUUUAAAAGCUGCAAAUGGUGAAGAUAAUGAUUAUAAAUGAUGUGUAAAACAUUAAAGGAAGAAGAACCGAGUAAGGAUGUGAUGCAUUGUGACUCAGUCUUCUAUUUGU